GUUGAUGGCGAAGAGACUAUUACCCUGCAGUUGAGCUUUCUACGUUUGCCUUGUGCCACACAAUACAUCAAAAUACGUGAUGGUCCAUCAUUAUCCUCAACUUUGUUGAUAGAGUUGCAGGGUGGUAGCGGAGGUGUUGGUGGCAAUGGUAAUGGCAAUUUACCUGUUUUUGUGGAAUCCAGUGGAGCUCAAUUAUUAUUGGAAUUUUUUGCCGGUGAGGAUGGCAGCGGAGGCAGCAUUGCGAACAAUACUGAAAUCCAUACGGGCCUAAUAUGUACGGGUGGUUUUUUGGCCAACAUUGAACAAAUUGCUAAAAAUUCUUCGGGCGCAUUAAAUAAACCGGUAAUUGCCGCCACGGGCCUGACCAUCAAAAGUCGGGCAUUUCUGCAGAAGCCCAAAAUGAAGUCGAAAUUUACCCUGGUCCACUUGAGUGCGAUUGUUUUUGCCAGCAUCAUAAUACUCAUCAGUGCUUUACUGGGUGCCCAAUAUGUUGUUCGCUAUCGUAAAUAUCACUUGGCCAUUGCCAAGCGGCGAGAUGAAGGUUCUCGGCUCCAUACACCCAGUGCUUCAAUGAAUUCUCUGGCCAGCCCACCUUCGAGAGCCAUAUCGACCACAACUUUGAUUUCCGAAGUUAUUUAUAUGGUUAAAAUGCGACCGAAACAUCAGCUAAGGCAUUCGAUUUUAAGGGAGAGUGUCGAUGCGGAAAAUUUGGCCCGAGAGACAGAAAUGAAGGAGUCUGAUCCCCUCCCCCUCUUUUCUUUCUUUUUUAGUGUCGAUGAACUCGGCAGCAAUGUUUCGAUUAGCACCUUGCGCAAUGAAAUCAUAUCACCAACCACCGAAUCUAUGAGUCGCACUCCCUCCACUGAAGGCGGCUUGGUGCAGCGUACCGCCAGUGAGUGUUCAAUUGGUAAUGAGGCCGAUGAGGACGAAAAUGAUCCACGUAAUGCCACACUGAAGCGUAAGGAUAGCGCUAAAGAUUCCGAAAGUAUUAUCUCAUCGGGAAUGUCAUCGAUCUGCCAGAGCCCACCCAUGAAUACGAAGCGUAGUAGUAAAUAUUCCGAACGCUAUGAUGCUGCCACCCUGAAAAUGACCAAUUCCUAUAUGGAAGAGAAAACCGAUUGUGAGUCACUGAAAUCGAUUAUUGUUCAUCAGCAGCAACAGCAUCAGAGAAUGAAUCCACGAUGCUGUUCGGUAAAUUUGACAAAUGGCUGCUAUUCUCCUGCCUCGAGCAUCAUUAGCUCCGCCACCAUACGCAGCACAAAUGCCAAGGAGAGCAAGGAGAAACAAAAUCGCAAGAAGUUGUUGGCCCGCCCGGGAUCAGAAUUCUCUCUGGGAAAUCAGGAGGACUUCGAGCUGGACUAUUAUGACUACAAUGUAACAAAUGCCGGUGCGGCUCCCGGUUCAUAUUUGGGUAUGGAUCCAGCCUAUUUAAUAUGGAUACCACCCUUUGAUGAUAUACCCGAUUCCCCGGAGCGGGAAGAUGAUGAUAAAACCCCCGAACCAAUACCGGAUGAAAAUCAUCCUCUCUACGAAGAUAUUAAAAUGCCAAAAUAUGGACACUAUCUUAGUCCGCAUAGUAAUACGAACUCGAGUAAUAAUACCACCACCAAUACCAGUCCCAUAUCAGAUGAAUUAUCCCCGCUGAAUAGUAACUAUCACUCCAAAGCGACAACACCCUCCGAAACAGAUUUGAAAAAUUGCCUCAUACGCAAGGCAAUUUCUUCGAAUUCACAAAAUUCACCCUCCAAACAAUCGACACCAUAUCUAUCGCGUAAGAAACGUAAACAUCAGCGGCAGCAAUCGAAAUCGACAAUGUCGCUAGGGCAUCAUGACCCCGCCGAAGAAGAGAGUAUACCCCUGAAGGAGUUAAAUUGUACCAAAUCGGCACGCAAUUUGGUGCUGCAACACCAAGAAAAUCACCCAAACCAACCCAUGGAAACGGGUACCAUUUUGGAGACGGAUUCUAUGAACGGGUCGUAUAUCGAAAAGGAAACAUCGGUUGUUAAAUCACCAAGUGAUUUACAAAACUAUACUUCGGAUAUACAAUUUGCGGAUGAUAGUGAUGGCAGUGAUAUUGAAUUAUCGUCCAUAGGACAUCAAAAAGAGCGUAAGUUAUCGGCAAAGGAAAUACUGGCGGAGGAAUGUAAAAUUGUAAGGGAUAUGAAAAAGGUUAGCGGGACACUGUUGUCGCAGCAGACACAUCCAACAACGCGUACAAUGAAAAGGACACAGGUUUAA
Molecule: messenger RNA, 2238 nt
Organism: Musca vetustissima
Lineage: Eukaryota; Metazoa; Arthropoda; Insecta; Diptera; Muscidae
Exons: 6
Cellular component (GO): cell periphery
Source: RefSeq, a predicted model, not a curated record